Molecule: messenger RNA, 944 nt
Organism: Xenopus laevis (African clawed frog)
Lineage: Eukaryota; Metazoa; Chordata; Amphibia; Anura; Pipidae
Gene: mgst3.S
Product: microsomal glutathione S-transferase 3 S homeolog
Exons: 6
Coding region: 322-765 (147 amino acids)
Biological process (GO): cellular oxidant detoxification; leukotriene metabolic process
Cellular component (GO): nuclear envelope; endoplasmic reticulum; membrane
Molecular function (GO): leukotriene-C4 synthase activity; glutathione peroxidase activity; glutathione transferase activity
Source: RefSeq, a predicted model, not a curated record
GGGAGUGAGUGUGCAGCACAGGGGAGUUGGACAGCAGCAGUCGCACUUUCAUUCCCGCAGGCUGAACUCCUUGUAUGACCUUGACGUAUAAAGUCAAUCACCUCCGAGACGCCACUGCUAUGAGGGUGGAAUAAUGCUGGAGAUAUCCGCUUAAUGCUGGAUUAGUGCGCCUGUAUAUAGUGGCUGCAAUGCUCCGAUCAAUCUCGUAGGUGGGAGUGUAAUAGGAGAGGGGGAUUCGCGCAUCAAUCACCUGAGCGCCAAUCAGAUGCGCGUAUGUCCUAAUGUUCGUCUCCUGGCAACCCGGGACUGGCCCUAAUAAAGAUGGUUGUCCUAUCUAAAGAAUACGGGUAUGUGAUCCUGACAGGAGCUGCCAGCUUCGUAAUGGUUGCCCACUUAACCAUUAAUGUGUCCAGGGCUCGCAAACAGUACAAAGUAGAGUAUCCCAAAAUGUACAGUGAUGACCCAGAGAAUGGCAACAUCUUUAACUGCAUUCAGAGGGCACAUCAGAACACCCUGGAAUCCUACCCACCCUUUCUGUUCUUUCUAGCAGUUGGUGGACUCACUCACCCGCGCGCUACUAGUGCUCUGGGAGUGGCCUGGAUUGUUGGCAGAGAGCUCUACGCCCAUGGCUAUUCCACCGGUGAUCCAAAAAAGCGCAUGAGAGGUGCCAUCGGUUCUUUUGCCCUCAUUGGUCUCUUUGGUGCUACAAUUUGCUCUGCCUUCAAAAUACUCAACUGGACACUGCACCCAAAAACCUGGUGUUGAUCCAACUAGAAGAUGUGCUCAAGAUGGGACCUUCGUUUUUUCACUUUAUAUAGCAGAACCAUUCCAGAGGAGUGCCUGCUUUAUACUCCGCAACCCAGGGCACUGCACAGGCUAAGUUCAACCAAUGUUUAAUGACUGGGGAAACAUGAUUUCCUGGAUUAAAAUAUACAGGAAAAGUG